Triticum dicoccoides is the source of this 741-nucleotide messenger RNA. RefSeq names its product UDP-glucosyltransferase UGT13248-like. Gene Ontology annotation, molecular function: quercetin 7-O-glucosyltransferase activity; quercetin 3-O-glucosyltransferase activity. The record is from RefSeq and is a predicted model, not a curated record. NCBI's taxonomy places the organism in Eukaryota, Viridiplantae, Streptophyta, Magnoliopsida, Poales, Poaceae. Bases 73 to 741 code for a protein of 222 amino acids. The transcript has a single exon.
GUUGCGUGAAACAUCCAAAGCAGAGCAAAACAGAGCUUCUUGCGCAGAACUGAAAGCCAAGAAAACAGAGACAUGGAGAGCGCGAGCAUGCCGUCCGGCGAUGAGCGUGGCGGCGGUGUGCACGUCCUGCUGGUGCCGCUGCCGGCGCAGGGCCACAUGAACCCGAUGAUCCAACUCGGCCGGCGCCUCGCUUACCACGGCCUGCACCCCACGCUCGUCGCCACGCGGUACGUGCUCUCCACGGGCCCGCCCCCCGGCGACCCCUUCCGCGUGGCCGCCUUCUCCGACGGCUUCGACGACGGUGGCAUGGCCUCCUGCCCGGACCCCGUCGAGUACUGCCGCAGGGCCGAGGCCGUGGGGUCCGAGACGCUGGCGCGGGUCAUCGCCGCCGAGGCGCGCGCCGGGAGGAUGCCGUCCGUGAUGGUCUACGACCCGCACAUGGCGUGGGCGCCGCCUGUGGCAAAGGCGGCCGGCGUGCCGACCGCGGCGUUCAUGUCGCAGUCGUGCGCCGUGGACCUGAUCUACGGUGAGGCGUGGGCGGGGCGCGCGCCGCUGCCCAUGGCCGACGGGAGGGCGCUGCGUCGCCUGGGCGCGGUGAGCGUGGACCUCGGGCCCGAGGACCUGUCGCCGUUCCUCGUGUCGCCAGAGCUGUACCCCAAGUACCUCGACGUGUCCAUCCGGCAGUUCGAGGGCCUCGAGGACGCCCUAAUUAUCCAUAAAUUUAGGCCUAAUUAUCCAUAG